Molecule: messenger RNA, 972 nt
Organism: Brugia malayi
Lineage: Eukaryota; Metazoa; Nematoda; Chromadorea; Rhabditida; Onchocercidae
Exons: 6
Coding region: 1-972 (323 amino acids)
Biological process (GO): cytokine production; positive regulation of transcription by RNA polymerase II
Molecular function (GO): protein binding
Source: RefSeq, a predicted model, not a curated record
AUGAUGACUCAGAAGGAGGAGGAAACCACUGGUGAUGAUGAGGACGACUUCUUUGGUAAUCCGUUAAAGCAUCUCAUGUCUAAAGUGAUAGCUGCCAAGAAGGGUGGAGGUGUAACCGGAACUGCCAUAAAUGACGUUAGAAAGGAAGAUUCGAUCAAAAAAGAUACAAGCAAGAAAAAGGAGAAUACAUUGGAUGAUCUAAUCGAUGACGACGAUGAUUUACUAACGUUAAAGGGAAAAAGAAAAGUAAGGGAAGAUUGCGCUCUAUUGAAAGUUGAACAAGAAAUCAAACAGCUGGAAAAUUUUUCCAAUAUUUCUGCUUUUCACUCAUCUGGUUUAAGUCCUUUAAUGGGCAGUUCAAUGAAGAAUGAUAUCAAAAGGCAGAAGAAAGUUAUGGAUGACAGUAAUUCUAAUUCUCUUGGUAGUCCGUUUAUUAUUGAUGGUGGUACUCUUGAAGCGGACGAUAAUAUGUUUGCAAAAGAAAAAGUCUUUGUCGUAGAGCCACAUUGCUCCAUUGAAAUCGGUGACCUUGAGAGCUGUGAUACUUAUAUAAAACGUUGGAAAAUGAGCGAGACAUUUACGGACAUCGUCAAAUUGUAUGCAUCAAAUUGGUCUUGUUCACCGGAAAAUGUAGUUUUAUCACUAAGGAAUGGAAAGAGGGUUUUUGCAGAAGACACUCCCAGCAGUGUUGCAUUCAGUGAAAAAGAUGUCAAUUAUUUAUCAGUUUACAAGAACAAUCAAAGUGGAAGUAUAAAUGUCAAAUGGUUGCUGCCUGAACAAAACAAGCCUGUAAUUACUGCUGUUCCAAGGGAUACUCCGUUCAUGAUUGUGAAGCGAGAUUUCGCUGUCGAUAAUGGUUUGGAUGAAGAAAAACUUACAUUAAUCUUUGACGGCAAACGUAUUAGUCCGCAAGAAACUGCGGACACAUUGGGGAUCGAGGAUGGUGAUUGUGUCGAUGUUUACAUGAAGUGA